This is a messenger RNA of Symbiodinium sp. CCMP2456, 795 nucleotides long. The record is from the annotation of a GenBank genome assembly. NCBI's taxonomy places the organism in Eukaryota, Dinophyceae, Suessiales, Symbiodiniaceae.
AUGGCCUUCGCCCGGUUCCGGGAGUGCUUCUUCCCAGCAGCGGAGUGGGUCGAUGGAGAGGAUCCGGAGCCCCUGCGGGAGGCGCUAUGGUCCCUGGUCCUGGCCUGGCAGCUGGCUUCGCCAAAGCGCGUAACUUUGGUGGAGCCGGCUUUUGAAGAGUUGGGCCGGGUUCUAACAACUGGUGGCUGCUGGCAGCGGGCUGAAGCUGCCCUUUGGCUCCUGGCCAAGUAUGCCAAGGGUGGGAAGAAGGAGGAGGUGCAGAAGGCAUCCCAGGCCCCACUCCUCAUCUUAACGAAGCUCCAGAACUUGCACGAAUCUGUUUUGCGUCCCUUGGAGCCACUGGUGAUCUCCUCAUGCGCUCUUGUCGAAGCCAUACCGUGUGCCGAAGCGGCACCCUUCUUGCUGGAGCUGCGGUUGGCGCGGCCCCAGGCCCGCAAGGCUUUGCGCAGCGUCUGUGCCUCCUGUCGAUCGGCCCUGAUGGGCACAGACUUGGCCCGGACAUUACAGCGGAGGGCGUUGGAAGGCGAAGACGAUUUGGUGGCAUCGGCUGCACAGCUUCAAGAUGCGGAUGGAGUUCGCCAGCUGGCGCAGCAUUGGGCGAAACUUUGUCUCGAGGCCUCUCCUGCACAGCUGCCUCAACGUGCACGUGCGGUUUUCGCUUCGAUGACACGUGCAGACAUCUGCUUGCUGCUAAUGCCAGAUUGCGCUCACUUCCUGCGCUUCGUGCCCCGGGAGGAACAGGUGCUUUUCGCAGUACGCGUCGCCGAGUUUGCAAGCACCUCACAGCAUCUCCGG